AUGAGCGAGGUGAACACAGUUAGCACCGGACCGUCCUCUCUGUCGGGCCACGCUCUUGUCGCCAUCGAUAAGAUUGAUACGAGCAACAAGGCCGGAUUCGUCAAAUCCUGUCAGUUUAGCCGAUUUCGGGUGCUUAUGGUCUGCGGAGCAUGUCAAAUUUAAUCACUAUUUCCGAAACCGCAGACAAACGUUUUGUGCUGCCUACCGCUAUUUUGUAGUUUAUAGCCUAAGCAGCACUAUGCAUACAAUCUGCGUUCUCAAUAAUUUGUAUCAGAAAUGACACAAUUUUCAACGGAACGUUUGCAGUAAUCGGAGGAACAUCUCUGGUCACCUUUCUGCUCGGAGUCCGAAGUGCCUGGAAGCACUGUAGACAGCCAGAAGCCGCCGAUCUUGCCACAGCCCAGGUUUUCCUAACGUUUCCCUCAAACUGUUUUACCAAUCUCUGUUUUUCAGCUCUUCUCGGGUGCCGCGUUCGCCGGUAAAGCGUUGGGAGUGGCGACAGUGAUCACCGUCUCCGGCUUCACGUUGCUCAUAGUCGGCGUGUCUGCCGUGCUUCAAGUGAACACUCCCCGCCAGUUUGGCUCGGCGAUGAAAAACGCGUUUGGCGACGCGAUCCGAUUGCCGCAAAGCGCCAAUUCGCAGACGUUUGAGGAGUUUAUCAAGAGCAUCGAGACGAAAACUGGAGUGGCCGAAGAGGAAACAUCUGAAACCUCGUCUACUUCCCCUGCCUCUUCUCAAUAG
Molecule: messenger RNA, 741 nt
Organism: Caenorhabditis sp. 36 PRJEB53466
Lineage: Eukaryota; Metazoa; Nematoda; Chromadorea; Rhabditida; Rhabditidae
Source: the annotation of a GenBank genome assembly